AUGGAUUUAGCUGAGGUACAGGAUAAUCAAUCUAUUCAGUACUGUUUCCAUUCAGACAACAUUUCUUGCAUUAAACAGUACAGAUCAAAAUCUUCAUCUGUAAUUCUUUAUAUUUUUGGAGCAGCUGCAGUGAUGGUUACAUUUUCUGGAAAUUUGGUGGUAAUUAUUUCUAUUUCUCAUUUCAAGCAGCUCCAUACACCAACAAACUUCCUUAUUCUCUCACUUGCUGCUGCAGACUUUUUAAUAGGAGUUGCUAUUAUGCCUUUUAUGCUGAUUCAGUCAAUUGAAACAUGUUGGUAUUUUGGAGAUGUAAUGUGUUACAUAUAUACAGGUGUUCUUACCAUGCUAACUACUGUUUCUGUUUUUAAUUUGGUGCUGAUUGCUAUUGAUCGCUAUUUUGCUGUAUCAGAUCCAUUAUUGUAUUCUACAAAGAUUACAGUCCAUUUGUCCUGGGUAGCAGUUGGAACUAUCUGGCUCUUAACUUUGCUGUAUGCGUGUAUCUAUGUUCUUUCUCAUGGUAGUACAGAUGGAGUUUCAGGAAUCGACACAUGCCCUGGUGACUGUCUUCUUGUAAACAAUUCAACUUGGGCAAUAGUUGAUCCCAUAUGUGGUUUUAUCUUACCUGUUUUUAUAAUGGCUGCUUUGUACACCAAAAUACUUAUAGUUGCAACUCGGCAUGCACAUGCAAUUUCAGCACAAAAAAAAGCCUUUGAAGAGGGUAAAAAAGCCAUCAAAAAGAAAACCGAAAGAAAAGCAGCAAAAACAUUAGGAAUAGUUGUGGUUGUGUUUUUACUUUGUUUGUCUCCAAUGUAUGUCUUUACAAUUAUUAAUCUUUUCUCAAAUUUUUCAGCACCUCCCAUUGUAUCUAUAGUCCUUAUUUGGCUAGUGUAUCUUAAUUCAACAAUGAAUCCAAUAAUGUAUGCUUUAUUUUAUCCAUGGUUUCAAAAAUCUCUUAGACUCUUGGUAACAUUUAAAAUAUGUAAUACUGAAUCAUCACUGAGUAAUUUGCUUCCAGACCACUAA
Messenger RNA from Polypterus senegalus (gray bichir), 1023 nucleotides. RefSeq names its product trace amine-associated receptor 13c-like. Gene Ontology annotation, biological process: G protein-coupled receptor signaling pathway. The record is from RefSeq and is a predicted model, not a curated record. Gene Ontology annotation, cellular component: membrane. Gene Ontology annotation, molecular function: trace-amine receptor activity. Bases 1 to 1023 code for a protein of 340 amino acids. The transcript has a single exon. NCBI's taxonomy places the organism in Eukaryota, Metazoa, Chordata, Cladistia, Polypteriformes, Polypteridae.